AUGAAGGAGGAGAGCCAUGGGAUUGCAUGCAACGCAUACUCGGAAGUCGAAGGCCUCGUCUUGCAGCUCGAUAGGCUGCGGAGCUGCGACUUUGUGAAGCCCGUCGCCUCAGGGGACAACUCCUCAAAGUCCACUCAGUCGGAGGUUUCCUGGAAGUCAGACGCAGGAUACUAUGAUCUUGACAACACGUAUGUGUCGGAAGCUCCGACAAACUGUUUGUCCGAUUGCUCUGAUAUAGAUUGGACCUUUCUCGAGAACGAGGCGGAGAUUGGUUGUAUGGACUGGCUCUUCAGAAGAAAGCGUGUUCAGAGAACGAGCAGCGUUCCGAAGGAGAAAACAGUGAAGAGCAGGAGGAACUCUCAGUGUCUGUCCAAGAGGGAACCAGCAGAUGAUCACUGCCUGAGGAACGAGAUCAUCGGACACGAUGAGAUCGACUGGAUCUGCCGCCUCAAGUGUGGGCAGGACUACGAGACCCAUCGAGUCAUAGUUCGCAGCCACCAGCUGGUGGCAAAGUGCAACAGGACUGCAGAGACGUCGGAGGAAGCUGAGAGCAAGCUUAGGGAGCUUGCCGGCUUCCUCUCGACGGUUCCCAACCACCCCAACGUGCAGCAGUUUGCGGGGACAGUCGAAUCGAUAGCUGAGGAAGAGAGGAGACAUGCUGUGCUGCUGGAGUGGAUUCCAGGAUACACGCUGAAGGAGAUCUGGAUGAGCAAGCGUGACUGUGAGGGAGGAAGACAUGUCAGCAACAAGCUGGCCCUUCGCUGGAGUCUCGCGCUUGUCAAGGGGUUGCACUUCCUGCACACACAGGAGCAUCCCAUCCUGCAUCUCGACCUCUGCCCAGACAACAUCGUCAUCACGGAGGACAUGCAGUCAGUCAAGAUCAAGGGCCUUCGCCCCCAAGGCUUGCGCUUUGCCAGGGACCAGCGGUACACGGCUCCUGAGCUGCAACUGGACAAUCCCAUGGUCUCUUGCAAGGCAGACAUCUUCUCUUGCGCGCUGAUCGUCUGGGAGAUGUUCUCCUGCAAGCAGGCAUUCUCCGAUGUGAUCUACGAGAUCACAAACGAGAGCCAUCGCCCCUUCAUCCGCCCCCCCGUCGAUCGGCUCAAGUGCCGGAGGCUCAUCCCCAUCCUCGAAGCUUCCUGGGCUCACGAUCCGGCUGUGCGCAUCGACUCUGGGCUGCUGCUGAGACGCUUGCGAUCCCUGCGACUGAGAGGCGAGGGCCCCGCAACGCCUCAAACGUGA
Guillardia theta CCMP2712 is the source of this 1242-nucleotide messenger RNA. RefSeq lists its product as hypothetical. Lineage: Eukaryota; Cryptophyceae; Pyrenomonadales; Geminigeraceae. The transcript has 2 exons. Bases 1 to 1242 code for a protein of 413 amino acids. Gene Ontology annotation, molecular function: protein kinase activity; ATP binding. Gene Ontology annotation, biological process: protein phosphorylation. The record is from RefSeq and is a predicted model, not a curated record.